Messenger RNA from Perkinsus marinus ATCC 50983, 174 nucleotides. RefSeq lists its product as hypothetical. The transcript is spliced from 3 exons. Lineage: Eukaryota; Perkinsozoa; Perkinsida; Perkinsidae. The record is from RefSeq and is a predicted model, not a curated record. The coding region runs from base 1 to 174 and encodes 57 amino acids. Gene Ontology annotation, molecular function: dioxygenase activity. Gene Ontology annotation, biological process: DNA repair; DNA alkylation repair. Gene Ontology annotation, cellular component: nucleus.
AUGCGAUCCGAUACGGCAUACCAUGUUCGACUAGAGAACGGAAGUGUCGUUAUCAUGGCUGGUGACACGCAGAAGAAUUAUCUACAUCAGAUCACCAAAGAGAAUUAUAUUUCGAAGCACUACCCGCGAGUUUCGCUCACAUUCAGGGUGCACAAGACGGACUUGGAAAAAUGA